GGUGGGGCAUGAAAACAUCAAAGAACUUCUGCACUAUUCCAGAUGUAAUCAGAUUACUUAUUUGCAAUGCAUAAGCAGGGCGGCAAGAACUCGUCCAAUCUUGGUGUUCCCGGCACCAAGUCUGAGCCCCUAGCAUCCCCUGUUCGGCGCAAGUCCUUUCAGGGUCCGGCGUUGCUGAUUGGCGGUUUCGACACGGCAGGCGGUCCUUCCAGCGCAAUCAAGGCGCCGAGCAACCGCUUCUCGUCGAGUGCAGCUGGUGCGGCGCACAUUACGAC
Amoebophrya sp. A120 is the source of this 275-nucleotide messenger RNA. Lineage: Eukaryota; Dinophyceae; Syndiniales; Amoebophryaceae. The record is from the annotation of a GenBank genome assembly.